UCCCUUCCUCUUCUUUAUAAUCCUAUAUUUCUCUCUUUGCAUCUUUCGAGUUCAACAAAAGAUAACAUCUACACUUUCCAACAAAACUCUUACACUAAAAAUGGCCACCAUGACCUCUGCCGCAGUUUCCGUUCCCUCAUUUACAGGUUUGAAAGCUGGUGCCAGCACCAGAGUAGCCACCGUCAAGGUGUCCGUUGCUCCUGCUCCCAUGGCCGGUAUCAGGGCAUCAUUCAAAGAGGUUGGAAUCGCUGUUGCUGCAACUGCUGCAAGCGCAUUGCUCGCAAGCAACGCUUUGGCAGUCGAUAUCUUGCUCGGAAGUGACGAUGGUGGUUUGGCAUUUGUUCCCAACAACUUCACUGUUGCUGCUGGUGAGAAGAUCACCUUCAAGAACAACGCAGGUUUCCCUCACAAUAUUGUAUUCGACGAGGAUGAAAUUCCUGCUGGAGUUGAUGCUUCCAAAAUCUCCAUGAGUGAUGAAGAUCUUUUGAACGCACCUGGGGAAACUUAUAGUGUAACCUUGAGUGAGAAAGGUACUUACAGUUUCUACUGCUCACCUCACCAAGGUGCUGGCAUGGUUGGAAAAGUAACCGUCAACUAAAUAAUAUGAAAAAACUUUUGUAUGGAUUGUUUCAGUGAUUUUUUUCUCUUAUCAUGUUUCUGUGCCUAGAUUGUGAGUGUAAAAUCAUGUAAGAGAUGAAGUAAUGCAAUUACGUUAUGAAAUACAUCAGUCUUGCAAGAUCA
Molecule: messenger RNA, 741 nt
Organism: Papaver somniferum (opium poppy)
Lineage: Eukaryota; Viridiplantae; Streptophyta; Magnoliopsida; Ranunculales; Papaveraceae
Product: plastocyanin-like
Exons: 1
Coding region: 101-598 (165 amino acids)
Cellular component (GO): chloroplast thylakoid lumen
Molecular function (GO): copper ion binding
Source: RefSeq, a predicted model, not a curated record